CCAGCUCAGAUGUUAGAAAAGGCAGCUGACAAGCGCAACUGACGGAGAUUUUAUUAUUUGAUGCUUCUGGAUUACUUUCAGCUCUCCUUAAACCAGAUUUAAACCCGGAAUAUUCCAGUUUAUUUGAUUUUCUGCACUGACAGCUGAAAGAUGCUGCAUUGAGACAGAGGAGCGCACUGAACGUGUUUAUUCAUAUGUGAAAGUGUUAAUUGAAGGCUAUUUGUUUUGGUCACUUCUGGAGAGAGAAAAGCUCAGAUCUACUCGGCUCCUGCUUGCUAAGGACAACAUGCCGCAGACACCACCUUUCAAGGGGCAGCUGAACACUGGUGGCUACAACAACAAUUUGUACGAGACCAAGGAGCAAGGCUACCCCGGCCUCUAUUAUCAUGGCAGCAACCUGGUGUCCGGCUCCCUGGAGGCCCUCAUUCACCACCUGGUGCCAACUGUGGACUAUUAUCCUGACAGGACGUAUAUCUUCACCUUCCUGCUCAGCUCUCGCCUCUUCAUCCACCCGUAUGAACUCAUGUCCAAAGUGUACCACCUGUGCUUCGAGCAGCAGAGACUAAGUGAUCCUCAAGCAGAUAAGCUAAGGCUCAGAAAGAUCACUCCAAAGAUUCUCCAGUUGCUGACAGAGUGGACAGAAACUUUUCCAUAUGACUUCAGGGAUGAGCGAAUGAUGCGCAGCUUGAAGGAGCUGACCCACCGACUUGCCAGCGGAGAUGAGGUGUACAAGAAGGCAGUGGGCCAGAUGAGCCAGGGUCUGAUCAGGAGGUUGACGGUACUCAGCCAGUAUGAGGAGGCACUGGUCAAGAUCAACGGCACAGCGGCCGAGCGACUAACAGCUCUGAAGGCGAAAUCGCAGGCAGCGGUCCAAAGAGACUUGCUCUCCAUUUGCAACGACCCCUUUACUGUUGCCCAGCAGCUCACACACAUAGAGCUGGAGAGACUGAGCUACAUUGGACCUGAGGAAUUUGUUCAGGCGUUUGUCCAUAAAGACCCUCUGGAAAAUGACAAGAGCUGCUUCAGUGAUCGCAAGAAGGCUAGCAACCUGGAGGCCUACGUCGACUGGUUCAACAGACUCAGUUAUCUGGUGGCCACAGAGAUUUGUUUGCCUGUGAAAAAGAAGCACCGAGCCCGAGUCAUGGAGUUCUUCAUCGACGUGGCGCGGGAGUGCUACAACAUCGGCAACUUUAACUCCCUCAUGGCUAUCAUUUCUGGGAUGAACAUGAGUCCAGUGUCCCGCCUAAAGAAAACCUGGAGCAAAAUCAAGACAGCCAAGUUUGACAUCUUAGAGCAUCAGAUGGAUCCUUCAAGCAAUUUCUACAACUACAGAACAGCACUGAGAGGAGCCACACAGAGAUCCAUCACAGCUAACAGUACCAGAGAGAAGAUUGUCAUCCCUUUCUUCAGCCUGCUUAUUAAAGACAUCUACUUUCUCAAUGAGGGAUGUGCCAACCGCCUGCAGAACGGCCUCAUCAACUUUGAAAAAUUCUGGGAACUUGCCAAACAAGUGAGUGAAUUCAUGACAUGGAAGCAAGUGGAGUGUCCAUUUGAGAAAGACCGCAAGAUCCUGCAGCACCUGCUGACCGCUCCCGUGUUUACAGAAGAUGCUCUUUAUCUGGCAUCGUACGAAAGCGAAGGUCCUGAAAACAACAUGGAGAAGGACAGAUGGAAGUCUCUUAGAUCCACUUUGCUGAGCAGAGUUUAAGGCUGAAGAAAUCCCGGAAAGGAGGAAAACUCAACAGGCAGAAGGCACCAUGUCAGCACUGCUGUUGUCCAAGCAAAGUAUCCCGAUCUCAGAAGGGAAACGACAAUCUCUCCUCAAGCUGUGGAGGACUCUGAAUGUCCCACUCCCCAGCACUGAGCUGUGAUUCCCCACCCUGCCCUCCAGCCCCUCUGCCCACCAUGCUGUAUAUUUUAAGACAGCUGUUUUCCAUCUCUUUGUAUGACUUUUUAGUCGUUAUGUUAAAGACACACUACGGACCUUAGAGGUAACAAAGAAGGUUGAUCUUUCUCUGUGCAAAGGUUUCAGGGGCAUGUUGCAACCCCUGAUGAUUUAAUACUUUUAUUAUUGUGUUAGCUGCUGGUCAGCUCACAUGGCAGAUAUGCUACAUACCUUCCUGUUCCUAAUGCCAGCAUUCUCUGUAUGGAGAAGCCAAACCUUAACACUGUAGCUCCAUAGGACAGCAUUAUUUCUGCUGUUCAUUUUCCCUUCUUUUCUCAUUCCAUAACUUCUGAUUAGUAAGUCAAACAGUCUGGUUGUGAUGUGUGUUUAAAAAUGCACUGGCUGUAUUUCAGAAAAGCUUCUUUUUUGUUUUUUGUUUGUUUUACACUUAUGAGAACAUUUUAAAGUAGAAAACAACACUUAUUUAAAUCUUGGCUGACUGGUGGUGUGGAUUUAUUUGUUAGAGGAUUGCUGUUCGAAAGCAACUCUCUGCUGCUGAGGUUACAUGCUGCCCCCUGGUGGUCGGUGCAGAAAAAAAUUUGUGUGUUUGAAAAUGUAUUAAAUAUUUGUUUUAUUUAUAAAUGUGUGCUGUCAUGUUGUGUUUUCAUUUUGUUAUUUAAUUUUGUACUAGAUUCAUAUCAUGCUUAGCCCUCAGAAUUUCUUGAUAAUGUUAUCUUUUCAAGGCACCAGGUCAGAAGAUGAAGUUAAAUGAGUUUUUUGACUGAUGUCUGCUUUGCCUUGACGGUUUUCACACAGAAUCUUGUUUUUUUUUUUUUUUUAUAUAUUAUUUGUGUCUGUGUCUCUUUCUCACUCCCUCCCUGUGUUAAUGAUCUAUUUGUAUUUGUGCCACUGAAACGGAAUAGAGAAACCGUUUAUAAUUGAUUUAGUUGUGUUAAAACGAGAAAGUUAAUAAAUAGUUUUGUC
This is a messenger RNA of Cyprinodon variegatus (sheepshead minnow), 2869 nucleotides long. It is a transcript of the gene rasgef1ba, whose product is annotated as RasGEF domain family member 1B. Gene Ontology annotation, biological process: positive regulation of GTPase activity; Ras protein signal transduction. The transcript has 14 exons. Gene Ontology annotation, molecular function: guanyl-nucleotide exchange factor activity. NCBI's taxonomy places the organism in Eukaryota, Metazoa, Chordata, Actinopteri, Cyprinodontiformes, Cyprinodontidae. The record is from RefSeq and is a predicted model, not a curated record. Bases 287 to 1708 code for a protein of 473 amino acids. Gene Ontology annotation, cellular component: plasma membrane.